Molecule: messenger RNA, 2559 nt
Organism: Rhododendron vialii
Lineage: Eukaryota; Viridiplantae; Streptophyta; Magnoliopsida; Ericales; Ericaceae
Exons: 3
Coding region: 1-2559 (852 amino acids)
Molecular function (GO): zinc ion binding; DNA-binding transcription factor activity, RNA polymerase II-specific
Source: RefSeq, a predicted model, not a curated record
AUGGAUAACUACAACUUGUCAUUUUCAGAUAGUUGGUCCGUUGAGAAUGAUGUUCUUAGUGGGGAGGGCGUCUCCCAUAAUUUUCGUGACUAUACACCCGAAUUCACAACUCACCAGAUUUUUCAAAGUAGAGACGACAUGGUAGCUUGGGUGCGAAGAGUCGGUAAAGACAAUGGUAUUGUUAUUGUUAUUAAGAAAUCUGCUAGUUUAAUUGGUGGCAAGCUGUCAAAGUGCAUUCUUAGUUGUGAAAGAAGUGGGAAGUAUAGAUCGGCAUGGAAUGCAGUUGAAGGGCAAUCCUCGCAAAAGAAUACUGGGACAAAAAAAUGCGAGUGCCCAUUUGAGCUGCGAGGUAUACCAAUACCUCCAGCGGGUAUCAUGUGGGGUGUAAGGGUUGAAUGUGGUAUCCAUAACCAUGAAACAGCUGAAUAUUUUGAUGGGCAUGGGUACCCGUCAAGGUUAACACUAGAGGAGAAAGAAAUUGUGCGCGACAUGGCGGACAACACAGCACCUCGUGAAAUUCUUAGUGUUUUAAAGAAAAAAAAUCCGUUAAACACUACAUGUGCCCAAAGCAUAUACAACCUCAAAUAUACGGAUAACAUAGCAGAACUAGACGGUUUAAAUCCUACCCAGUUUGUCUUGAAUCAACUAAUACAUAAAAGAUACCUCCAUGAAUAUCGUACAAAUCCAUACACCAACGAAAUCACUGAUAUUGUUUGGGUUCAUCCUCAAAGCCUAGACUUAUUUGUGAACUUUCCGUCCGUAUUGGUUAUUGAUGCCACAUACAAGACCAACGAGUACCGGUUACCACUAUUGGAGGUUGUAGGUAUCACAUCCACAAUGUGCACUUACUCUCUCAUGUUUGCACAUCUUACAAAUGAGAGGAUAGAGAACUUGACUUGGGCCCUGAGUACCUUAAAGAAAUGGAUGCUUGGAAGGGGGGCAUUGUUGCCAUCGGUGUUUGUUACAGAUCGAAAUUUGGCGCUUCUUAGCACCAUUGAAGCAUGUUUUCCCUCGGCACGUCACAUUCUUUGCAUUUGGCACAUCAACCAAUGCAUAAUAAAGCACUGCAGAGGGGUCCUUGGUCCGUCGUUUAACGACUUUAACAUGUCAUGGCACUCGCUUAUUAAUUUUACGACCGAAGCAUCUUUCAAUCAGAAGUGGAAUGCCAUGUGCGAUGACUAUAAACAACACCCGCAGCUCUUACAAUACCUUUUCAAUACAUGGUUAAUGCCGUACAGAGAUAGGUUUGUGGCAGCAUGGAUAAAUACGUGUAUGCACCUCGGAAGGAAUUCAAGUCAGAGGGCAGAGUCCGCACAUGCGAGGCUGAAGCUAUAUUUGGGGGGUACUAUGUCAUCCUUACAACAAGCUUUUAAGAAAAUAGACAAGAUGUUGAAAAAUCAGUUCGGGGACAUUCGGAGGUCAUUUCAGAGAUCUAUCAACAUCCCCCGCCAUUGGCAAAUACAUACCGAACUUUUUCAACAAGUAAGAACUCGCAUUUCAUUAGAGGCAAUGGAGCUCAUCAAUGUUCAACUACAAUGCGCUGAAGAUGCAUCCUACCUCCAGUUCCAGUUGUGCGAUUGUACAAUAAAAAUUACGCACGGAUUGCCAUGCAGACAUGAUCUUGCAUAUUACCAUUGGUACUCCAUGCCAAUUCCGAUUCAGAGUAUUCACGAUCAUUGGACUAAGUUGUCCAUGCGUGCGCCCAUUGUGAAUGACGACGGAGAACGACCGGACAGAACAUAUGAAGUUGUAGACAGAUUACGUGGGAUGGAUCAAUCUACCCGAGAGCACAUGAUAGACAGGAUUAUUGAUAUGACGGAUCCAUCUCAGAGCACAGUUCGAGGCCCAUCUUAUAACACGGCUCAUAGAGGUCGACCUACUGGUAGAGAGGAGCAAAGUGGACGACGCAUUCCUUCCUUUACAGAAAUAUCGACUUCAUCAUCUAGGAUCGAAUCUGGGAGACGUGGGAGGGGCGAGGGAGUUCGCAAAACUCAAGCGAACCGUGAUGAAUUUUCAGUUCCAUCCAUCCGUAUCGACUACAUUCAGCAUUUACCUCGAGCUUAUCAGCAUUACAUUUCUCACAUUAAUGACGUCCGAGGUGACGGUCAUUGUGGAUUUAGGGCGAUAGCCGCUCACAUAGGGUAUGGUGAAGAUCGUUGGGCUCAAGUUCGAAGAGAUCUCAUUAAUGAGAUUGAACAAAAUAUGGAUCUAUGUAAUGCGCUAUAUCCAGAAAUAGGUUGGGCAAACUACCUAAUACGGUCUUUAAAUUACUUUGAAGAUUCGGCACCAGAUGAGUAUUGGAUGGAUGCUAUGAGUAUGGGAGUUGUCAUCGCUUCGGCGUACAACCUUGUUCUGCAUACAUUUGAUGCGCUUCCUUCAGGUUGUUUUACUCACUUCCCAUUGAGAUCCCCUCCAGUUCCAGCCCAAGAGCGCAUUGAAAUAGCUAUUGCCCGUGUUGGGAACAAUCAUUUUGUGCAACUUUUCUUGCAGCCUCAUUACCCUGUACCACCCUAUCCAAUAUGGUGGUGGAACAAUUCAUCAGACGAAGCUAAAAGAUAG